UACUGGUGGCCGGUGGGGUGAUAUAAGUCGAGAGAAGCCAUUGGAAGCACUCGAGCCGAGCGUGUGGAGGCUGGCUGCUGUCAGUUGAAGUUGCUGCGGGUUGUGGAUUUUGCCUGCUUUCUAGGUGCCAUCCACAAUAAGUACCCCAUGACUGCUCUUACGCUUGCUCUAACUGCUACCAACAGUGGUAACCGUAAUGGUACUGGUAGCAACCGCUGUUGCUGCAGUGGUAGAUUUUGGUAUCCCUCCUCCCACCAUUCCGACUUUUAUUCUUCCACCACUGCUUGUCCUUCAUUUGGCAAGCCCAAAAGAGGGACUUCAGCUUUUGCUCCCGCAGUCAGAUGCCAUUCAGCAAAAACUAAUGCUCCCAAACCAAAAAUGAAUCUACUGGACAACGCCAGCAACCUUCUCACAAAUUUCUUGAGUGGAGGAAGAAUGGGGUCGAUGCCAAUGGCUGAAGGUGCAGUUUCUGAUCUCUUUGGCCGGCCACUGUUUUUUGCGCUCUACGAUUGGUUUCUCGAGCAUGGCUCUGUGUACAAACUUGCUUUUGGGCCAAAAGCAUUUGUUGUUGUGUCAGAUCCUAUUGUUUCAAGACAUAUUCUACGUGAAAAUGCUCUCUCUUAUGACAAGGGGGUUCUUGCUGAAAUCCUAGAACCAAUAAUGGGAAAAGGGCUAAUACCUGCGGAUAUUGACACUUGGAAGCAGAGGAGAAGAGUUAUUGCUCCUGGGUUUCAUGCACUGUACUUGGAGGCCAUGGUCAAAGUAUUUACUGAUUGCUCUGAGAGAACGAUGCUAAAGUUUGAAAAACUUCUUGCUGGAGAAGGGAGAAAAGGAGGGAAGACCAUUGAGUUGGACCUUGAAGCCGAAUUUUCCAGUUUGGCUUUAGAUAUUAUUGGUCUUGGAGUUUUCAAUUACGAUUUUGGUUCGGUUACCAAAGAAUCUCCUGUUAUUAAGGCUGUAUACGGUACUCUCUUUGAAGCUGAACAUCGAUCAACUUUCUACAUACCUUACUGGAAAUUCCCUCUGGCAAAAUGGCUAGUCCCCAGGCAGCGAAAGUUCCAGAAAGACCUUAAGUUUAUCAAUGACUGUCUUGAUGAUCUUAUCAGAAAUGCAAAAGAGACCAGACAGGAAACAGACAUUGAGCAACUGCAGAAAAGGGACUACUUAAAACUUAAAGAUGCCAGUCUGUUGCGUUUUUUAGUUGAUAUGAGAGGUGCAGAUGUUGAUGAUUGUCAGCUUAGAGAUGAUCUGAUGACAAUGCUUAUUGCUGGCCAUGAAACUACAGCUGCUGUGCUUACUUGGGCUGUUUUCCUUCUUGCACAACAUCCCAGCAAAAUGAAGAAAGCACAGGCUGAGAUUGAUUCAGUGCUAGGCCAAAGAAGGAUAACCAUAGAAUCAAUUAAAAAACUAGAGUACAUACGACUUGUUGUUGUAGAGACGCUACGCUUAUAUCCGCAGCCUCCACUCCUUAUUAGGCGUUCUCUGAAAUCAGACAAGUUGCCUGGAGGUCAUAAAGGUGACAAUAAUGGAUAUGCAAUACCUGCUGGCACUGAUAUUUUCUUAUCUGUAUACAAUGUUCAUAGAUCUCCAUACUUAUGGGAUAAUCCCAAUGACUUUGAACCUGAACGCUUUCUAGUAAAAAGAGUGAGCCAAGGCAUUGAAGGAUGGGCUGGUUUUGAUCCAUCCAGAAGUCCUGGAGCUUUAUAUCCAAAUGAGAUUAUGUCAGAUUUUGCAUUCCUGCCCUUCGGAGGGGGCCCAAGAAAGUGUGUUGGAGACCAAUUUGCAUUCAUGGAGUCAACAAUAGCAUUGGCUAUGUUGCUGCAAGAGUUUGAUAUAGAACUGAAAGGAUCUCCAGAGUCUGUGGAAAUCGUCACAGGAGCAACGAUUCACACGAAAAAUGGUUUGUGGUGCAGAUUGAUGAAGAGGCAAGAUAUUCAGAGUCUGUAGCUAUGGUACAUAGUUCUGCUGGAGGUUUGUUGGUUCACUUCUAAGUUCUAACCAUCCCCUUGUUUUUGUUCAUUUCUGGUUUCCUAAAUACUGGUCUGAAACCCUCCAUGCUCGGGACAUUUCUGCUGAAGCAUAAAUGUGUUGUACUUUCUUCCUGGGCUAAGGUUGCACCAGGUGAACAUAGUGGAGAACUAUGUCUCAAGCUCAAGAACUUAGAUACCGUACUUAAGAAGCUACUAAUAAUGUAGGACUAAAGGGGGAAGGCUGAGAGUACCAAAGACUAACCAGCUUAUAUGAUUGAAGAUGAGGCUGCAUUGCUGAAUGGAGAUUAUAGUGAGGAGCAAACAAAAACUGUUAAAUUCGGAAUGACAGAUCACGAGGCUCCAAGUUGAGGAUAUACAGGAGAAACCUAUAACAUGUAGGUGGGAGAUUGGGUGUAAUAUCGCGUACAAGAUGUAUCUUAAAAUGAUGAAAAAGGACUAAAAAAAAUGUUGCCUGGCCUAAGCAGUCUGCGAAAAAAAAAAAAAACUUUUAAGCAGGGUAGCUUCCAGGCAGUGCAUAUUUAUGAUGCGGGAUUUUGUCAUAUCCCUUAAACCUGGAUUAUUUGUGAAUUAACAGCACGUUUUACAGCUAUGCAAGUGCUCCUACGAGUUUGUUUU
This is a messenger RNA of Coffea eugenioides, 2606 nucleotides long. Its product is annotated as cytochrome P450 97B2, chloroplastic. The transcript is spliced from 14 exons. The coding region runs from base 148 to 1947 and encodes 599 amino acids. NCBI's taxonomy places the organism in Eukaryota, Viridiplantae, Streptophyta, Magnoliopsida, Gentianales, Rubiaceae. Gene Ontology annotation, cellular component: chloroplast. The record is from RefSeq and is a predicted model, not a curated record. Gene Ontology annotation, molecular function: monooxygenase activity; heme binding; oxidoreductase activity, acting on paired donors, with incorporation or reduction of molecular oxygen.